This is a messenger RNA of Oryza brachyantha (malo sina), 2706 nucleotides long. RefSeq lists its product as uncharacterized. The transcript is spliced from 7 exons. The record is from RefSeq and is a predicted model, not a curated record. Gene Ontology annotation, cellular component: nucleus. The coding region runs from base 114 to 2213 and encodes 699 amino acids. Lineage: Eukaryota; Viridiplantae; Streptophyta; Magnoliopsida; Poales; Poaceae. Gene Ontology annotation, molecular function: zinc ion binding.
CCCUUUCUCCCGUCGUCAGCAGCGAAGCGAGGAAGGCUCGCCGCCCCCGCAGCGGCCUCCUCCCCCACCACCCACGACGCAUCGCCGCCGAUCCCGCACCUCGCGCCACCCUGAUGGCCGCCGGCGGAGGAGGGGACAUCGGCGCCGACUCCGAGCUGCGCCUCAAGAAGGCCAUGGACAAGCUCUACCACUUCCCCAAGCCCAAGCCUAGCACGGGCCCCGGCUCCAAGCAGCCCUCCUCGGCUCUCAGCCUCAGCGGCAUCGGGAGGGCGGGGAAGGCGGCUGGCGCAGUGGGGAGGAGGUUCGGGAUGGUGCGGGGCUCGCGGCUCCCGCCGCAGGUCGCGGCCAUGUCGACGAUCUCGCCGCCGCCGCCGUGCCGCCCGUGGGACCGCGCCGACCUCAUGCGGCGGCUGGCGACCUUCAAGGCCAUGACCUGGUUCGCCAAGCCCAAGGUUAUUAGUCCAGUUAACUGCGCAAGGAGAGGAUGGAUUAAUAUUGAGCCAGAUGUUAUAACGUGUGAGGCAUGUGAAGCACGGCUCCUGUUCUCCACUCCUUCCUCAUGGGCAGCGCAGCAAGUUGAAAAGGCUGCUGCUGUUUUUAGCUUGAAGCUGGACAGUGGACAUAAACUACUCUGUCCAUGGAUUGACAACAUAUGUGAUGAAUCACUUGCAUUAUUUCCACCAACACCACCUCCUGUUUUAGUUGAGAAUUACCAUGAGGGUUUCUCCUCACUGCUACGACUAUCAGCACUUCCAAGAAUCUCAUGCUCUUCUCUGGAGAGCAUGAAGAAGAGGAGCCCACAGCUAGAGCAGUUUCUACUGAAACCGUUCUCUUCAUCUGUUGUCCUUAAAGGGGGGUUUAUACUUACUGAGGAUUCAACAGUUAAGGAUUUAGAUGAAACUUUUCAAGAUGCUGACACAUAUUAUCAGGCACUGAAGAUAAUAAGUUUGUGUGGCUGGGAACCCCGUUUGCUACCCUAUGCUGUUGACUGUGGAAUUAAAUCUCAUUCAGAUGCAAACUCUACCUCUACAUUACCCCAACCACGGCUACUAAAUAACUCAAUGGAAGAUCGGGUUGUAGUUUUCUCACCUAAUGAACUUGAUGGUUCUCCAGCAACUGCAGAUCCUAAUCAAGAAGAUCAAUAUUAUGAUCCGUUAUCAGUUGUUUUAGAUUGUCAAUUUUGUGGAGCUUGUGUUGCCCUGUGGCCUUUUUCACUUGUAGAACGACCUCUUCAACUCUUUAAGCUGAUAUCAGAUUCUAGUAGGCAAGAUGAGCAAACUGAUGGGCACACUGGCAGAGUAAGUGGAGCAGGACCUUCAAAGACUGCAAAUAUUGGUUUUAAUUUCACUAUUGCUGGUGGUCCUCCACCAACUAGACAGAAUUUUCGGCCAAGAGUUUCAUUGCCUGUUGUCAGUCGACAUUUGAAAGCUGACUUAAGCUCCCGUGGAAAUUUUAUUCCCUCUGGAAGUGAUGGCCACAUAGUUCCUGUUGCUUCGCAUGCUUCAGGGUCAACCAAACGUAAAAGAAGCAUGGAUGAGUCUCAUAUGUUGGAAGGCAACAAUACGAUCUCGAAUGAUGCUGACACAAACACCAAAGGAGCAGAUCAUCAAAGAGAUAAUUCUGUAAAUGGCAUGCCAAACUUGGUAGCAAACACUGAAAACCACCAAGGGGGUUCACAUUCAGAUAAAAGUAAGGUUACCAGUACAGGAGAAGUUUCAAAUGAAGAACCAGAAGCAGGUCAUGCUGCAAUCAGAAGUCUCACAAGGACAGACACGGAACUUGGUCAAUCAGAACCCAGAUCUCCACCAGCUGGAGAUUCUUCUAUUGCCCGUGGUUUGGAAGAGAGUUGCUCAAAAAAUUCCAGGCCAGUUCAGGCUGCCAAAUUCACAAAAUCAUCUGUCAGCAGGGGAACAGCUGCUUGUCAACCAUCAGGAAAACAGGGCCUGUACGACAAAUUAAAUGAAUUCGAUCCUAUGAAGCAGCACAGGACGUUCUGCCCUUGGAUAUGCCCUGAUGAUGGUGAAGCCUUGCCUGGAUGGAGGCUGACACUGUCGGCAUUACUUUCUCAGGACAAAAGAUCUGAUGGGGAUUCACAAGUGGAGCCUCAGAUCAGCUUUCUCAAUGAGGAGGAUGACCCUGUUGCUUCUGUUAGAAAGCUUUUCAUGACACCGCCUUCUAAGAAGUUGAGGAUACAUCAAGCAGAGAAGGGCUGAUGAGUGAUAACUGUAUUGGCCAGAGUUGGGGUGUUCAUGCCAGUCUCUUCCGAUCUGUCUAAACACGUUUGGGACACUAGUCACGAACUCUCCCCCUGUGGCCAUGAGUACUAUGAUAGAAGCAAAACAGUUUCGGUUUCUGCUGGUUCCCUGGAACCAUAUUUGUACACCCGUUGGCGGGACUACCCAUAUCAUGGGACACAACCAUCCAACCAGUUCUGCUGAAAUCUGUUUGUAUGCAUUGUACAAAUGUGGGGGGCAGGAACAAGGAAAGGAAAACGUAAGGAUUUGUGGUUUGUUCCACCGGCACGCCUAAUUAAGGCGAACACUGCCUGGGAAUCUUACUGUAAAGACCACUAGUUAUUCGUUCCAUUCGUGGUGGUUUAAAAAAAUGUAGAGGGCAUUCAUUUCCUCUUCCCCUGGAAUUUUUGUAGCUUAGUAACGUUUGUGAUUACAGCACUUGUAAGUUGAGCUUUGAAACUGUUUGGCGGCU